This is a messenger RNA of Cydia fagiglandana, 744 nucleotides long. RefSeq lists its product as uncharacterized. NCBI's taxonomy places the organism in Eukaryota, Metazoa, Arthropoda, Insecta, Lepidoptera, Tortricidae. The record is from RefSeq and is a predicted model, not a curated record. The transcript is spliced from 2 exons. Bases 23 to 715 code for a protein of 230 amino acids.
UUGUUUUAACCCUCCACGUGCGAUGAUCACAUCUUUGAAACUCAGUGUAAUUUUAAUUUUAAUAUGUGUGGCGGAAUCGAAAAAGAAGUAUCCAAGAAUUCAAGACGUGGUUUCUUUUUCCGAAAAAGGCAAUACAAGUUUCAUCAAUCGCUUAAUCAAAAAUAUGAAAUCCUAUUUAAACAUGGACCAAUUCAGACGCAAUGAAGAGGUGUUCCGGCGUCAGAUCACAGAUAACUUAGAGGAUCCAGUACUGCUAGAAGGAGAACCGUUUAAGAACAGACGUGUGCAGACAUAUAAAGGAGACAACUCAGAAUACACCAAGGCUACCAAUAUGCAGUUCAGAACUAAAAUCCUAGACUCCAUGUUACAACUCGUUUACAUGGCUAGACAUAAAUUGCAACUAUUCGAAUCCCCCACCUACGUGGAUAAGAAUUCAAUCGCCUACCGCGUCGGGGUGAUCGCUAAAAAACUAUAUAUGUUGCACAACAAAUCGAUUAAGAUUUUGGAGAUUUUAAAUAUCAGGUUGGGAAAGGAUACGUGGAAUGAAUAUGGUAAUAGUGUUCCCGCGCUAACAUUGCAUCAUAAGGUGGCUAAAAUGCACGUUGACUUUAUCUACUACUACGAAGUGCUGAAAAGGCUGCACAUGAAGAUCAGGGAAUUAAGAAACCUGCCUCGAGAGAAGGCCCCCAAGAAGAUGCACCCACAGGUUUGGUGAUGGAAUACUCCAUGGAAGAUGAAUGCAAU